Molecule: messenger RNA, 1558 nt
Organism: Paramecium octaurelia
Lineage: Eukaryota; Ciliophora; Oligohymenophorea; Peniculida; Parameciidae
Source: the annotation of a GenBank genome assembly
AUGUAAUAAUAUAGGGAGUUCAAAUCUCAUAUUAGGAAGUCAGAAUACACAACUUCGGACAAGAACUUUCCUCUGGCUCUACAUGCUUUGUUGAUAUACGUAUUUUUUAUAUCAUUUAACAUUGCUGGAAAAAUGUGUUAAUAAGACAUAUUUGCCAAGAGGUUUCCAGGGGAUAAAAACAAUCUAGGUAAUUUGAUGUGGUUUUGCUAUUAAACAGUGGCUUUCAUUGGGUUAGCCCAACUGCCAAAGAUUGUAAAUUUUAUUACUUUCAGAAUUAUCUUGAUGGUAGGAUCAUUGGGACCUCAAAUCUUUAUAUUACCUGCAAUUUUGGCUUCAAGUUCUGGUUGUCCUGAUUGGGCGAUUUAUAUAAUUGGGAUACUUUGUUCAAUCUGUUCUGGGAUAUUAUCAGUAAUAUUUUUAUUCGGGAUGCUUUAUUAUUUAUCUAACUUAUCAUUUGGAGAUGAGAAGAUAUUGUAUUAUUGUUCACUCUAUUUCAUGUAAUUUAUACAAAAAUAAGUUUAGCCAUAGCUUUUAAUGGAUAUUAGGAAGCUUUUUCGCAGAAAUAUUUAGUAGAGCAACAAUUGAGGCAAUUGGCAGAUUAUUUUAUAUAUCUAUUGUAUAACUAGUUCUAAGUCUGUUAUUUUUAACGACCUUUGAGCCCAAUCACCCUAGAUUGAGAAGGACUAAAGAGUAAAUUCUAAGUUUGAUUGAAACGAAAACUAGUUCGCAAAUGGACAAGGUAAAUACUUUAAGACAAUUAAUUGUGAGUGGAAUAUAAGUUGAUAGUUUAAAUCAGCAAUAAAAAGCUAAGUCAGAAGAAGAACUCAAACAGAUUAUGAAUAACAUGACGAUUCAAUGCUUUUCCUUAGAUUCAAGCAAUUUGAGUAUGAUAAUUGAAAAAGAGGAAUUCAAUGUUUAUUAAAAUAAAUCAUAUUUAGAAUGUAUAAAAUACACUUCAUAGGAAUUAUGGAGAAGAAAUGCUCUCUAUUUAUUGCCAUUAGUAUUGACAGUAGCAUUGCUUGAAGGCUUCAUUUAUAUAUAAAUGCUCAACUAUAUAAUGUUUUUGGCAUAGAAGGAGGACAGUAGCAGCUCAUUUGAAAUUGAAUUUAUUUUCUUUUAUGUUGGAUUGGGUUAUGUUCUUGGAUGUUUUGCUAUAGGAAUAUUUGGAGAUUUUAAAGAUAAAAUAGUGUGGAUGAUUUUCACCUUGACAAUCUUACAAUUUAGUUUUAUUUUUAGUUGGGUGGUAAUAAGUUAUAGAACCAACAUUUAUUUUUUUUUUUAGUUGUUUGCUGCCAUGUUGGGGUUUUGUGCCUCAGGCUUGACUUCUUCAAUUGUUUCAUUUUUAUGCUUUGAAUUUUCAUCUCUGAUAUAUAUGGUGGACACAAUUUAUAUUAUCUAUUCAAUAUGUUUUGCCAUAUCUUCAUUGUUAUUCAUAUUUGGAAGCAGCGAUGUAUUUGAACAUUUGAUUGUCAAUUUAUCAAUAAUUCAACUUGUUGCAUUGAGUAAUUACUACUUUAUCUAUAAAUACUAUAGAAUAAAAAAAUUAAGUAAAUAAUGA